GUGUCAAUAAUGCACCACUUUUCACGCGGCCCAGCUCCGACACACCGACCGACCAACCGACACGCAAUCGGUCGACCUUGUACAGGGUCGCCACUUUCUUGGUUUCUAGCUCCAGUCAGCUGCAACACCUGAAUGCACACACGCUCGUUUUGUGAAAGCUUUAACCAAUUGAUAUCGCGCACUACUGGUGAACCUUCUGCUGUUACGGCCCUUCGGCACGAUGUCUUCUUCGACACACCGUCUUUCAAUGUUGCUGCCUCCCGUGUACCAAGACCUUCGAAGAAGUUAUGCGCACGCAUCGGCAACAUAACUACUGCCGAAAGGCGAACGAAACUCCCUCCCGGCUUGCACGGUUAUUUUCCGGCGUGCCGUGGGGACUCCACCACCACUCGCUCACACUCUGACGACGGUAAAGUAGGUCAACUUCAGCCAAAAAACAUAUGAUACGGUGAAGGCAAGAUUC
Messenger RNA from Anopheles stephensi (Asian malaria mosquito), 463 nucleotides. RefSeq lists its product as uncharacterized. The record is from RefSeq and is a predicted model, not a curated record. The transcript has 2 exons. NCBI's taxonomy places the organism in Eukaryota, Metazoa, Arthropoda, Insecta, Diptera, Culicidae. Bases 133 to 444 code for a protein of 103 amino acids.